AUGUCCCUUGCUUCAGGCCCUGGCCCUGGGUGGUUACUCUUUUCCUUUGGAAUGGGACUGGUCUCGGGGUCAAAGUGUCCAAAUAAUUGUCAGUGUCAAGCCCAGGAAGUGAUCUGCACAGGGAUCCAGUUAGCCGAGUACCCCCCUGAUGUACCCCUGAGCACCCGGAGGCUAUACUUGAAUGAUAACCGCAUCACGUUUUUGCCAGCGAUGAAUCUAGGACUCCUCAGUGACCUUGUUUACUUGGACUGUCGGAAUAACCUGAUUCGUGAGGUGAUGGAUUAUACCUUCAUCGGGGUCUUCAAACUCAUCUACCUUGAUCUCAGCUCCAACAACCUAACCUUGAUCUCCCCAUACAGUUUCUCCGUGCUCAGCAACCUGGUGCAGCUGAACAUCUCCAACAACCCUCACCUGUUCUCUCUGAACAAGUACACCUUUGCCAACACCAGCUCUCUGAGGUACCUGGACCUCAGAAACACCGGCCUGCAGAUCCUGGACAACGCUGCCUUCCAACACCUCAUAACACUACAGACCCUGUAUCUGAGUGGAAACCCAUGGAAAUGCAACUGCUCCUUCCUAGACUUCACCAUCUACUUAAUAGUGUCCCAUCUGAACCAUCCAGAUGAUCAAAACGCCACGUGCGUGGAGCCCGCGGAGUUGGCGGGGUGGCCCAUCACGCAGGUGGGGAACCCGCUCCGGUACAUGUGCAUCACUCACCUGGACCGCCAGGACUACAUCUUCCUGCUGCUCAUCGGCUUCUGCAUCUUCUCCGCGGGCACUGUGGCCGCCUGGCUCACGGGCAUGUGCGCAGUGCUCUACGAGAACGCCCGGCGCAAGGCGAGCGAGGACGAUGCCGAGGAGGAGCACGGGCAGAGGGUGGACGGCAGCGGGCGCAUCUUCCAAAGCAGGGUGGCCUCAGGCCAGGACGGGUUCCCUCAGCUGAUUUAG
Neomonachus schauinslandi (Hawaiian monk seal) is the source of this 948-nucleotide messenger RNA. RefSeq names its product leucine rich repeat containing 52 (gene LRRC52). The transcript has 2 exons. The record is from RefSeq and is a predicted model, not a curated record. Lineage: Eukaryota; Metazoa; Chordata; Mammalia; Carnivora; Phocidae. The coding region runs from base 1 to 948 and encodes 315 amino acids. Gene Ontology annotation, cellular component: voltage-gated potassium channel complex. Gene Ontology annotation, molecular function: potassium channel activator activity; voltage-gated potassium channel activity; transmembrane transporter binding.